Messenger RNA from Trachymyrmex cornetzi, 904 nucleotides. RefSeq names its product peptidoglycan recognition protein S2 (gene Pgrp-s2). The transcript has 4 exons. Gene Ontology annotation, biological process: innate immune response; peptidoglycan catabolic process. The coding region runs from base 101 to 682 and encodes 193 amino acids. The record is from RefSeq and is a predicted model, not a curated record. Gene Ontology annotation, molecular function: zinc ion binding; peptidoglycan binding; N-acetylmuramoyl-L-alanine amidase activity. Lineage: Eukaryota; Metazoa; Arthropoda; Insecta; Hymenoptera; Formicidae.
CAAACAGCUUGUAGCGUUAAAUAGCGCAAACAGCGUCUCCUCGAACACACCCAUUGCAUAUCAAGUUGCAUAUGAUAUUAGUAUCGUUUUGCAAGUCAAAAUGUACGUCGCGACGACAUCAAUUUUUGUGACAGUUUAUGUAACACUGAUCAUCCAGGAGACUGCUGCCAAUAGCCCAAACAUCAUUUCUAGAACAGAAUGGGGCGCUAGAAAACCGAAAUCGUCAUCUCCUAAUCUUAAAUUAAAACCAGCACCUUAUGUGAUCAUUCAUCAUUCGGUUGGCUCCGGUUGCGAAACUCAAGCUGUAUGUCAAUUAAAAGUGAGACAGUUCCAGAAUAUGCACAUGGACAAAAGAGGUUGGAACGAUAUUGGCUAUAAUUUCCUAGUCGGUGAAGACGGAAACGUGUAUGAGGGUCGUGGAUGGAGCAAGAAAGGCGCUCAUUCUGUACCUUUCAAUAAUAAGAGUAUUGGAAUUUGCAUCAUCGGAGAUUACAGAAACCGAACACCAAAUGCAGCGGCAGUACAAGCAGUGACUAAUUUGAUUGCUCAUGGAGUAGAAAGUAACGAAAUAAAGAGUGAUUACAAGCUUCUUGGACAUCGACAAACCUGGCCAACCGAAUGUCCCGGAAAUAGUCUUUACACAAUGAUAAAGUCAUGGCCUCAUUGGUCGGAAAGUCAAUAAAUAAUAAUGUAUAUCGUUUUUAAUACGACACAUAACGAAAAUCUUUUUUAUUGGUCGCGAUCAGAACGAUUAUAAAUCAUGAUUGCGUAAUCGAUUAACAAUUAAUGAAUAUUUACGAGAUUCACAAUGCUCUAUAAAUGUCAAAAUUCACACCAUCGUACUAAUGUAUAUCGCUUUAUCAGAUUAAUUAAUAUGCAAAUAUUUGUAAAAAUAAACCAAACA